Molecule: messenger RNA, 1221 nt
Organism: Periconia digitata
Lineage: Eukaryota; Fungi; Ascomycota; Dothideomycetes; Pleosporales; Periconiaceae
Source: the annotation of a GenBank genome assembly
AUGUUCAACUUCCUCCUUUUCUUGGCCUUCACCGGCCUCAUUCAAGCAGCCCCCAGGGAAAUCAUUUCCAUCAACACAGACUCUGGUCUUAUCCCAAAACUCUCAUCAGACUUCAACAAGAAUAAUGUUUCUUCCCAAUGGGCCCCAGGCUUUCCUAAAGAAUGGGGCGCUGAAGACUUUCGCUUACAGUUCAGCGAACCAGACCCCGAGGGUACAUUUAGUGCUGCUGUCAGCAGUGAUGAAAAGUACUUAGUCAUGGUGAACGGAACCCACGUCACCUUUGUGGACAUUGACACAAAAGCUACUGCUACUACACUUGGCUGGGAGUUGCCUGAAGGGUACAUGGCCUCGGAUUUGACCCUUCGAAAUGUACCUCAAGGUGGUUACGAUGUACUCGUAAAUUUCAUCCGGAGGCAGUAUGAUACUCCAGUCCGAUCAGCGCGCAUACGUCUUUCGGCAGACUUCGAACGUGUAGGAUCACAAGUUACCUAUACCGGAGGAUUUGGCGCGAUCAGCAAGCAAGGGAAAUAUGCCACUCUGUCGGGAUACAUUUACGAGUUGGACAAUGCGAGUAACAGCACGGUGAUUCUUGAUCAAACCAUCACAAUGUACUCUGUGAGCUUUUCUUCAAACGGUGAUAAGCUAUCCUCGGUGGAAUGGAACGCCCAAACCGCCGAUAUUUGGAACACUACGACAGGCAAAAGAAUAUAUGACAUCCCUCCAACUAAGGCUCAGAACUGGGUGACUAGAAUCUCUCCAGAUGGCAUGUAUGUCGCAUACGGCCUGGGAAGCGGCAAAAACAUUGUCCAGCUCUGGACACUCAGCAACUUCACCAAAUCUGAGAUCACUGGCUUCAGAAAUUGGCCUCGACACCUGGAAUGGAGCCCCGAUAACAAAUACCUCGCUGUUGGAGACUAUGGCCGGGUUCAAGUCUGGAAGCUGCCUGAAUUCAAACUGGUUCAGACUUGGAUGGUAGAAAACUACGAUCCCAUCGGGGUGUAUGAGAAUACCGGAUUUGCUUGGCUGGAUGGGGGCAAGAAGUUUUCUUUCAGGUACAAUCUUAGUUCGUACUUGUACGAUCUUGAAGAGAACACAAAAUGGGCGGUGUCACCUAGUACGAUGGAUCAUACCUGGGGUGAAGAGAGUCUUUUUUACCUCAAGAGCAAGGGCAUGUUGGCGACCGUCAAUGGGGAUUCGAGAGUGCGAUUUUGGAAAGUUUAG